AUGCCGAUAACUUUUCAACUACAAGUAAAUUCAAACGAAGCAAUUAUAAUCAGACAGAGUAUUCAAACAAUUGGAUAUCUAUUAAAAACUGUAGCACCUGUGAACUAUUAUUCUUCGGUAAAACCUAAUUUGGCUAGAUUGCAAAUAAAUUCAGUGUAUUUCAAUGAAUCAUGUACAGAUGCUCAGUGUGAUAUUGCAAUGCGUUAUUCGAUAAUUCCAAUCACCACAAAGCCUUUGAUAAUCACAUCAACAUUUACCUCUGGUGUAUCCAGUUUUACGAAAACAUUAACUAUUACUCCACGAGAUAACUACUCUACUGUGUUGUCAUCAAGUCAGGUUCUAGGAGUUGAUCUAAUUUCUAUUGAUUCAAAAACAAUCAAAAAUCAAGUUAUACCAAACUAUAUGACAUCACUGAAGUUAACGCUAACUCUGAAACCCAAUGUAUGGCAGUCGAUAUAUUUUCAACUUUAUGCUCCAGGUGCCUACCAAGAAUACAUAUUAGUCAAGCCAAUAAUGCUAAGCCAAUCAACAUCAUUGCCAUAUGUCAGUUCAGUUUCGGACUCUUUGGAAAAUAUGGUUUAUAUCAGUAUAGAUAAAGCUUAUUACGAAGGAAUUGCAACCGACCAAACGAUUUCGGCAGUAAAUCAGUUGACUUACUAUAUCCCGAUGUUCACUGCCAAUUCUGUCAGACCACUGGUCAACUUCACUUACAAUCUGACAGUCAAUUCAAUCUCUAUAUUUGGUAAUUUCAUAUUUACUACCACCACUCCAGCAACGCAAUUUAAACAUACUCUUUAUGUAAUGGGAGAUUGCAAUGUGACAACAACAAUAAACUACGCUUUCCCAACAUUUGUUAAUAUCAGUGGGAGUACAAAAAAUUUUACCGGCCAGACUUUGGUAUUGCGUCCAAUACCAAGUUUCCCAAUAUACACCGACAUUAUGAUUGAAGUAAGUCCAUCUAGUGUAACGCUGCAGCCAGGUCAAAUAACAACUAUCAAUGUGAAAUAUAUAUUUCCACUGAACUCCACCUAUCUGAAAUCUACAAUACAAAUCAGUGAAACUGGAAGCUACAACACUAAUGAAUCUAUAAUAACUGUUGUAGAUUUUAGAAUAAAUUUGGGUUCUAAUUUAUUUUACACAACAACUGCUUAUUCAUCUAAUUAUUUGUCAACUUAUCCAACCGAUCAAAAUGAUCAGUUGUUAAUAUACUUCGAAAAUAUCACAAACAUUGGUACGGUAAGUGUACCCUUAAUGCGAAACACUCUGAGUCUUUCAGUGGAUAUCCGGUUGAGUGAUAGUAAAAUUGUGGAAAACGGAACUGUUUGGCCGUUGCAAAUCACUGGUCGAUUCAAUGCUGUCACUAAUAUUAGCAAAAUAUCUGUAUAUUGUGUAAGAACUGGGUCAGAAAAACCAUCAAUUCACGUUGUACUAUCUCAACUGUCAUCGUUCACAUUCAGUGAUUAUCCUGAUAGAGAUGUGGUGUAUCUUCAGACAACCGUUCAAAUGAUGAAUGGUACCGGAUUGGAAUGUGAAAGACAAUCAAUAAUUUUCUAUCUCAGUCCAGAAAUAAAAUCAAUCAUUGUAGUUAAUCAAACAGGCAACAUAGAUAAUGUAACAUUGAAAACUCCUUUAAACCCGGUAUCUAAAUCAGUUCAGUUCAUAGCAGGACGUUUAUAUUUCGGUGCAAAGUAUGAAGUCAUCUUUAGUCUGAAAUUUAAUCCAUCUCUUAGUACAACCAUUGUGAAAUAUCCAAUUCUAGUCGAAAUUGUGUGCAAACCCUAUGAACGUGGUAGUCCCGUAGUGAAUAGCUGUGCAAAACAAAGGUUUUACAAGUUCAAAUCUCAUCUGCGUGUUCAACUUGACUACACUUAUCCUUACAGCUUACCUCAUUACGUUGCAAUGCGGAACCCUUUGGUACAGUUGCCCGACCGUCAAGCAAAUACAUUUCUAAAUGUUGGUGAUCUUUUGUUUUAUUGUGCACGUGCGUUUAGUAUAAAGGGUUCAUUAGAUUUGGUGAGACGAUGUUUCAAGAUUGGUAAAUUGCCUGAAAGAAUUUGGUUUGAUGUCGGACCAUCUGUUGAACAGAUUAUAGCGUACACAAAUCCACUUGGCAUAUUGUUCGGUUUGGGAGCAAAUGGUGGAGGUGUAAUGAUGAGUAAGGAUUUGGGGAAAACAUGGAUUUCAAUCAACCCAUUCAUGUAUCAAAGAACUUUGAAUACGUCGACUGAAAUCAUUACAGCAAGUGUCAUACCAUGGAUUUCAUCAACUGGAUCAAUUGACAAUACAGUGUCUGAGUCAUUUUGUAAGAUGCGAGUGGCUAAUCAAUGGAAUGGUGUUUAUGACACUACUUUGCCAAUGAUGAAUCGAUCAGUUCGUCUAACAGUUUUUAUCCAGAUGUAUAAACCAAGUUUGGUAUCCGUUCUGUUUGAAGCGAAAAUCUCACCAUUAGGUAAGAAUUCUACAGUGAAUUUUUGUGAGAGUCAAGUCAAACCAUUUGCAGGUCCUAAUUUGGUUGCGAAUAAUGUCUUGACAUUAAAGGAUACCUCAGUCGUGAAUCAAGCUGAAAAGUUGCAAUUCUUUAAUCUUCAACUGAGUAUCCUGCCUUCUGCGAGAGCACUUUAUAGUGUUUAUAUAACUUAUACUGGUAAAAUAAAGGCGGAACCAUGUUCCGUGGAUUACUUGUUAACAGAAAAUAAUUCAACUAAGAAAGUCUCUAAAACUCCUGUAGUUACUAUUGAAAAAGUCGAACCACGAAAUUCACAACCAACAGUAAACUUUAGUACAAUUGUAGAAGUUCGAGUGAAAUUCGUUGAAGACUUUGUCUACAUGCCGAUAACUUUUCAACUGCAAGUAAAUUCAAAUGAAGCAAUUAUAAUCAGACAGAAGAUUCAAACAGUUGGAUAUCUAUUAAAAGCUGUAGCACUUGUGGGCUAUGAUUUUUCUGUUAAACCGUAA
Molecule: messenger RNA, 2955 nt
Organism: Schistosoma haematobium
Lineage: Eukaryota; Metazoa; Platyhelminthes; Trematoda; Strigeidida; Schistosomatidae
Product: jumonji domain-containing protein 6
Exons: 14
Coding region: 1-2955 (984 amino acids)
Source: RefSeq, a predicted model, not a curated record